Messenger RNA from Conger conger (European conger), 1840 nucleotides. RefSeq lists its product as uncharacterized. The coding region runs from base 128 to 1840 and encodes 570 amino acids. The transcript has 14 exons. Gene Ontology annotation, cellular component: external side of plasma membrane. The record is from RefSeq and is a predicted model, not a curated record. Gene Ontology annotation, biological process: positive regulation of T cell proliferation; T cell costimulation; negative regulation of T cell proliferation. NCBI's taxonomy places the organism in Eukaryota, Metazoa, Chordata, Actinopteri, Anguilliformes, Congridae.
UACUAGUAUUUUGUGUGUGUGUGUGUGUUACAUGUACUAAAGGCGCGGGAGCCAUACAAGUGAAAGUAUAAGUUAAAAUAAUAUUUUUGUCUUGCGUUAUUGGAAUGGCCAGGCUUAUGUAGACAUAAUGAUGAAGAUCAAGAUGAGAGUUCUUUCGUGGUUUCUGUCGCUGAUUUGCGCUAUCAGGACUGAAGGUUUGUUAGUGCGAGGUCCUGCGAUGCCACUACUUGUCCAGCUGGGGGCGUCUGUGACGUUGCCCUGCUCUGUGGAUACCCCAAUACCUCUGCAUGAGCUGGUGGUGCUGUGGAUGAGGGAUUCUGGAAGCCUGGUACAUCUGUUCCUGGGAAGAGAGAGUCGGCCAGAAUCACAGAGCCCAGCGUACAGCGGCAGGGCCGAGUUUUUCACUGAAGAAAUCUCCAAAGGAAACUUCUCUCUGCUGCUUAGGAAUGUAACCACCGAAGACAAAGGGAUGCACAAGUGUGUAGUUCAAACUGAACAAGAGUCUAGUGAAGCAAAUGUGACAAUAGACACUGAGUGGCUGGCGGUGACUGGUGCAGACGUGCCUGUAUUUGCAUAUGCUGGUGAAGAUGUGAUUCUGAACUGCUCAGUGGACACCCAUGUUCCUCUCGGAGAGUUAGAAGUAGAGUGGAUGAAGACAAAUGAAGAAAUCCAGGUGCUGCUGUUCAUGGAGGGGCAGUACAGACCGGAGUCACAGCCUGAGAGAUUCAGAGGGCGUGCUGAGUUCUUCAGUGAGGAGAUUCCCAAAGGCAACUUCUCAAUGAAACUGAGGGAUGUAAAAACUGAAGACAGAGGGGAAUUCAUGUGCAAAGUCCAUACAGACAGAGAAUCAGUCAAUGCAACGGCAUACGUACAAGAACCGGGUUUUUCCAAUUGGCAUAUAAGCACCCUGGUUUUAUCUGUGGCUGCUGCAGUUUUUGCAGUUUUUAUCUGCAUUCCUGUUCUUCGAUGUAUACAAAAUCAAGAUGAAAGCAACAGGGCUCUGUUGCUAUAUUACAUCCACGUCUCAGUUCCAUGCAUCCUGAUAUCCAUCGCAUUCGCCUUAUGGGGUACAAUUGAAGGUUCCUUUCGAGAGGCUUAUGUUUGCUCUGUUAUGAAUCUCAUGAGGAUCCUAAGGAUAUUUAAGAUGUCUCCAUAUAAACCUCCUGGUCCAUGUCACAUUAGCGUCUCGAAAUUGGCUGUGCCAUUGGAGAUGUUUGUCAUUACAGCAGGGUACAAUUCUGUUGCUCUUCAGCCAUUAUUUACAGACCCUACAGUGACAACAGGAAAUAAAGUACUCAGUGGAAUGAUGCUUGGAACGCUGCUAUUAAUACUUGGAUUCGCAGCAGUGAUCUCUUCUGGGACAGAACCUCUCCUUAUGGUUCUGUUGCUACAAAUCGCCAUCAAUGCCCAAUUGGUGUGCAUUACGAUCCUCAUGAGUAGUCAAAUUUUUCUUGCACUGGUGUUGGUUACAGUGAAAUUUGCACUGCUUUUUGCCCAAGACUUAAUGUCAUGCUUGCUGAAAAGAUGUGGAUAUUUGCGUCAGAAAGUCUUCCUUCUGCUUUGGCUCAUUCUUGAUAUUGCAUUGAGCUUUGUAAUUCUGGGCAUCACUUUGGAAAACGAUAAAGAACUCCCUGUAUGGAUGUGUUUCUUUGCAUUCCUCUACAUCCUGACUGCCACAGUCGUCUUUCAGCACAACACUGAUGAUUAUGAUGAUGUUGCAUGGGAUGUAGCUCAUAUCCUUGUGUACGUUUUUGGUUCUAUUUUAAGUGUCAUUAAUUCAGUUGCUCUAGCAACAGAAGUGUUUCUGAAAGCAGGACUGAAGGUAAUUGACAUGUCAUAG